This is a messenger RNA of Symbiodinium natans, 885 nucleotides long. Lineage: Eukaryota; Dinophyceae; Suessiales; Symbiodiniaceae. The record is from the annotation of a GenBank genome assembly.
AUGGUGAAUCGUGAAGGCACCUACUGCUUCAAAGUCGCCGCUCUGAACUUCGUCACGGAGACGAAUGCCCUGGAGGACCAGCAGCCGCGGCUGAGCGAUGCCGCCUGCGGCCACGUGGCCCAGACGCCGGACCCGCCAGGUGCCCUCUACUUCAAGUACCCGCAGCUCGGCGACGUCAUGGUGGACUUCCCUCCCUCCCUCAGCGACGGUGGCAUCGCGGUGGACCUCUACGAGAUCUCCAUGAACCAAGCCAGCUCAGGAUGGACUGUUGUGGCCACCAAUGCAGCGGGCGAUUUCUCCACCUUGGUGCAAGGCUGUACACAAGGUGCAGAUUUGGUGUUCCGGAUCCGUGCACGCAACGCCGUCGGCUGGGGCAAGUACGGCAGCGAGGUCAGCACCGUCUGCGCCACGGAGCCAGCAAAGAUGGCCUCGCCCACGCGGGCCACAUCGACGCGCACGUCCAUUACCCUGGCGUGGCUGGCUCCGGACAACAUGGGCUCGGCCAUUACGGCCUACAGGCUGUACGAGGCCUUGGAUGGGGGUGCCUACUACCUCAUCUACGAGGGCUUCACCUUGUCCUUCGAAUCCACUGGCUUGCUCACGGGCUCCACGUACCACUACCAGGUCUCGGCGGUGAACGCCGCCGGGGAGGGCCCGCGGUCGGACUCCUCCACCAUGCUUUGUGCCGGCCUGCCGGGAAAGCCAACGGCCGUGACCUUCUCACACAAUUCCCGUGCGGUCCCCAGAAUCUUCCGGAAUCCAGUGAACCUCUCCGAGACCUUCUGCGGCAUUCUGACUGAUGCGCGAUCUGUUUCGCGGCACACAGACGGUGGUCAGCUGGACAGCACCAUCCGACGACGGCGGGUCUCCUAUCAUCCGCUAUGA